This is a messenger RNA of Syngnathoides biaculeatus (alligator pipefish), 1418 nucleotides long. It is a transcript of the gene ube2a, whose product is annotated as ubiquitin-conjugating enzyme E2A (RAD6 homolog). Gene Ontology annotation, cellular component: HULC complex. The transcript is spliced from 6 exons. Gene Ontology annotation, molecular function: ubiquitin conjugating enzyme activity. NCBI's taxonomy places the organism in Eukaryota, Metazoa, Chordata, Actinopteri, Syngnathiformes, Syngnathidae. Gene Ontology annotation, biological process: DNA repair; proteasome-mediated ubiquitin-dependent protein catabolic process; protein polyubiquitination. The record is from RefSeq and is a predicted model, not a curated record. The coding region runs from base 271 to 729 and encodes 152 amino acids.
ACCACUGACUCUUGGAUACAAUCGAAUGCAUCCAUGCUUUUGUAUAAACUGGUACAUUUGAACCAAAUGUCAACAGUAUCCCCUUUCUAGUACUUGUGGUUGCGUCCGUGGGGUCGCGGCGGAGCCAGCCAAAUAUUUGACAAACUAACAAUUGGCAUCCGGUUAGCUUGGGGUGAAAAAAACUCAUUAUUUCUUUAGAGUAAAACACACUUAUCUCCACAUUAACUCGGUAAUCCGUGUCCCCGAUACAUACAUUCAAGUGUGAGCAAGAUGUCAACUCCGGCGAGACGACGUUUAAUGAGAGAUUUUAAACGGCUUCAAGAAGAUCCUCCAGCUGGAGUCAGUGGAGCCCCCUCAGAAAACAAUAUUAUGGUAUGGAAUGCUGUCAUUUUUGGGCCAGAGGGAACACCAUUUGAAGAUGGAACAUUCAAACUUACCAUUGAGUUCACAGAGGAAUAUCCAAAUAAGCCUCCAACAGUGAGAUUUGUCUCUAAAAUGUUUCAUCCCAAUGUAUACGCAGAUGGCAGUAUAUGCUUAGAUAUACUUCAGAAUCGUUGGAGUCCCACUUAUGAUGUCUCUUCCAUAUUAACUUCUAUACAGUCUUUACUGGACGAGCCCAACCCAAACAGUCCGGCCAACAGCCAGGCAGCCCAGUUGUACCAAGAGAACAAGCGGGAGUACGAGAAGAGGGUUUCUGCUAUUGUUGAACAGAGUUGGCGUGACUGUUGACCCGCGCCGUCAUCAUCGUGUUCUCCGCCUAGAACAGUGUGUCCGGCCCGUAGUCGUCGACUCAUUUCACAGUAUACAUUUUGCUAUUGCCACAAAAAAAAAGUUGGUUGCCAAAUUUGUACGCUGUCGUGUUUAUGGCAUUCACUUCUGCCGAAUGCCGUCAUCGGGCUAAAAGUGUUUAAAAAAGAAAAAAGUUAAUGUACCUUGUUAUAUCUGGGUUACUUGCCUCUCUCCUGUUCAAAGUGGCUGCUCAUGACACAUGCUUGCUGUGAAAACACGUGUUCUUGUUUCCACCCAAAAAAAAAAAAAAAUGUAUUUAUGGAUGUUUCUUUUUGUUCCGCGUGCUGUUUGCCUUUUGAACGCUUUUCAAGGGGAUGAACAGUUUUUCAUUAGAGCAUUAGAAUGAACCUAACAAGGACAUUUAUUUUUCCCUCUUAGAGCUGCCUUCUGGUUUUCAAAUGUUUUUCAUGUUUGAGUACUACAAAUCAGGCAAAAUGCCCCAUUUGGGCUCUUGGUUUCAAUGACAAAAAGCUGAAUAAGGAUAUAUUUCUAACCUACUUCACAAUCAUAAAAAAUCUGCGCUGUGGUCAGAGUGAAGUGAUCAUACACAAUGAUUUUGUCUUAAGGUUUGCACUGGUAACCCAUGUAACAAACUGUACAUUUUCUUGUAAAUAAAUGGAUAUACAUUA